Mesocestoides corti is the source of this 654-nucleotide messenger RNA. The record is from the annotation of a GenBank genome assembly. Lineage: Eukaryota; Metazoa; Platyhelminthes; Cestoda; Cyclophyllidea; Mesocestoididae.
AUGCACGACCUGUCAGUAUCUUCUUGGUAUCUUCUGGCCUUUCUGGAGCCCGGUUCAACGGAGCCACGCUGGCACGGUUACGCGUACGCCUGUCUAAUGUUUGUAACUGCCUUUAUCCAAUCCAUCGUUCUUCACCAGUACUUCCGUAUCCAGACCCUCAUCGGCAUGGACAUUCGCACAGUCCUCAUUUCUGCCGUCUACCGAAAAAGUCUUCGCCUGAGCUCCGCAGCGCGUUGUAAUUCGACCACGGGGGAGAUCACGAACCUCAUGUCAAUUGACGCCCAGCGCUUCUGCGCUCUCAUGUUGAACAUCCACGCUCUCUGGUCCGCACCCCUACAGGUAGCAGUUGCCAUCUACCUACUCUGGGGGGAGCUGGGACCGUCUGUUCUAGCCGGCAUCGGAAUUCUCCUCGCUAUGAUUCCUAUCAACGCAUUUGUCGCAAGGAAGAGCAAGAUUCUACAGGUGAGAGGCACCGUGUUGACAGCAGUCAACCAUGCAAAUUUUACCAAACGUAGUUUGUCUUACCUCAGACAACUUGGUACGGGCAAAUCCUUUUCUUUCAACAUUUUUAGGGAAUUCGCCCAUUUUAAAAACAGGCGUCAAGCAAACUUUGUAUUAAUACAAACAGGACCCUUAAACCUGAGUUAUUUCUAG